This is a messenger RNA of Hippocampus zosterae (dwarf seahorse), 1507 nucleotides long. It is a transcript of the gene cldnk, whose product is annotated as claudin k. Gene Ontology annotation, biological process: cell adhesion; bicellular tight junction assembly. The coding region runs from base 691 to 1338 and encodes 215 amino acids. Gene Ontology annotation, cellular component: plasma membrane; bicellular tight junction. The record is from RefSeq and is a predicted model, not a curated record. Gene Ontology annotation, molecular function: structural molecule activity. Lineage: Eukaryota; Metazoa; Chordata; Actinopteri; Syngnathiformes; Syngnathidae. The transcript has 2 exons.
CUGUAGUGUGGACACACUUCUCCCGAACAUGUCAAGGUUGUUUUCUACACUUAUCGUUCUUGAGACAAAGGAGUCCCGGGUCAUUUUUGUCCUGUUUAAGGGGACUGUCAAGGGAUGUUGAAAAUAUUACAGCCAGGCAGGAAGCACAGAAGAUGCCCGAAGAGGAGGCUGGUGGAUGGGAUGAGGUAAGAGCUCAAGCAGAAGUGUUCUACACUUGAAAACAUCAACGAAGCCAGAAGAUGAGCAGACACAAGACCGCAGCAGUACUGGGACAGCGGGCGAGGGAGGUGGAGUUGUCCACAGUCAAACAGCGGCUUAUUGUGCUCUUACACCAGGCACCGGGAGACACAUUCAUGCAUUCACACAAACACACACACACGGACUUCCAUGCCUGUGCCUGCUGCCACACCACUUAGGCAACAUCUCGUCCCCACUUAACGCUGAUCGAGGCUCAGACGCCAGCUGCCUGUUGGUGGAACCAUUAAACUCCACCCAUCGCACCUCGAGGGCGUCGGACCACCUGAUCUGCUGAGCCACUGAGGACAGGGAGAGUCCAAUUUAAGAUCACCCGUCCUGGUUUAAGCCAAGUGACAUCAUCACCCACAGACAAAGGAAUAAGCAGAGGAACACGAUUGAAGGAUUCCACUCAACAAGCAGGGACUUAUUUCAAAACCACCGCAUUCAAAUAACAUGGCGACGACGGGCAUGCAGCUGGUAGGCCUCAUUAUGUCCAUCCUGGGCUGGGUGGCUGGAGCGGUCGUGAUCCUGGUGCCGCUGUGGCGAGUCACUGCCUUCAUCGGCAACAACUUGGUGACCGCUCAAAUCAUCUGGGAAGGCCUAUGGAUGAAUUGCAUCGUGCAGAGUACGGGUCAGAUCCAGUGUAAGGUCUACGACAGCAUGCUGGCGCUGCCCAGCGACAUGCAGGCUGCCCGUGGCCUCACGGUGCUCUCGGUCAUGCUGUGCGCCGUGGCCCUGGCUCUAGGGGUGCUCGGCGUUAAGUGCACCAAGUGCGUGGGGGUCAACAGCCUCAAGGCGCGCAUCGCCCGUAUCUCGGGGGUUCUCUUUGCUGUCGCCGGCUUCCUCUUCCUGGUUCCCGUCUGUUGGACCGCCCACUCCAUCAUCAGGGAUUUCUACGACCCACACGUGGCCGCCCCACACAAGCGCGAACUGGGCCCGGGGCUCUACAUCGGCUGGGGUGCAGCAGGGUUGCUCCUGGUCGGUGGGUCUCUGCUGUAUGCCGGCUCGAGUCCGCCCGGCAUGCCCGGCUCGCCCACCUUCAGUAGUGGAGAAAGCAGCCCCCGUCGGGCACCGGCCUCACAGGUUAAAGGCUACGUCUAACAUGGCCAACUUCAAGGUUUCCUCCCAACUGAUGAAAAGCCGGUUUCACCCUCCUCUUGAUAUUUAAUAUUUUCCAGCAGGCUUAGAGAAAAUUGAACUCCACCUCUGAUCAAAUAACCUUUUCUUCUAUGUAUGUCAUUGUAAAAUACAAUAAAACAGUUGGCCUUUA